AGAAUAAUGAUGACCGAAAAUUUAUUACAUGAUAUUAAUGAGGAUGAAUCCUCUCCUUAUUUUAUUCCCGUAACCGAUAGUGAUCAUUAUGUGUUCAAAUCCGUCCUUAAAAGCAACUAUAUCAGUCCAAUUGACAUGUCCACCAUGAAGACUUGCUUGGACAUUGCAUACGGUGGUGGUGCUUGGAUGAUGGAAAUGGCCACUGAUUUCCCCAACUGCCACUUUUAUGGAAUUGACAUCGAACCGCGAACACCCGAUGCGGUAUAUCCUCACAAUUGCACCUUUGAAAAAGGAGAUUUCCUAAAAAAUCUCCCUUACCCGGAUAACACGUUUGACCUU
This is a messenger RNA of Racocetra persica, 339 nucleotides long. NCBI's taxonomy places the organism in Eukaryota, Fungi, Glomeromycota, Glomeromycetes, Diversisporales, Gigasporaceae. The record is from the annotation of a GenBank genome assembly.